Folsomia candida is the source of this 3264-nucleotide messenger RNA. RefSeq names its product DNA repair protein complementing XP-C cells homolog (gene Xpc). The transcript has 8 exons. Gene Ontology annotation, cellular component: XPC complex; nucleus; nucleotide-excision repair factor 2 complex. Lineage: Eukaryota; Metazoa; Arthropoda; Collembola; Entomobryomorpha; Isotomidae. The record is from RefSeq and is a predicted model, not a curated record. Gene Ontology annotation, biological process: nucleotide-excision repair; mismatch repair. The coding region runs from base 242 to 2434 and encodes 730 amino acids. Gene Ontology annotation, molecular function: single-stranded DNA binding; damaged DNA binding.
CGACAGUUUCACACGCUUAUAAGUCGUCUAAAAUUCGUUUGUCAAAAGUACAAUUAUUAUUUAGUGUGAGAAUUAAACGUGAAGUUAAAUGUUUUGUGAUAAGGACUUAUCAAACUUUGGAACAUCUUUGUAAUCUACUGAGUUUUGGUGUCGCCGUAGUAAAUUGGAGGUCAAGUGUGUCUCGAAAUAAGGAAGAAGAGAUUGUCGAUUGGAUUUGGUGUGUCAAUUAUUGAGAGGAAGGAUGAGUCGGCAACGCCGGAGUGUCAAGAUAGAUAAGAACAAUGAGUCGUCGUCUGAUGACGAGUGGGAGGAGGUUCCCGAUUUGCCGUCACAGGAGGAUCAUCAGCAGCAAAUUAGCGAGAGAAUUCCAGAAAGUGGAUUAGUCAUUACAAUCCCUCAGGUUGGAGGGCCCCUGAAGAAAGUGAACAAGUACGACCCUAGAGAGUUAUUCAGGCUUCAGUUAAAUCGGGAAGUUAAAGAUCGUCAAGUUUCGUUGCACAAAGUGAGCGUUUUGUGCCACCUGGCAAGACUCGUUUUGCUCAACGACCUGCUUUGUUCUGACGAAUUGAGAGCAAUGGCCAUGUCGCAGGUUGGGUGCAAUUUAUUUAACAUACCAUCAUCAAAUUUAGAUAGAGACGACGCAUAUCUUGUACGAGUGUUGGGAAUGGUGCGGAGAAAGUUUCGUCCCUGGUAUUCUACCGCCGUUGAGCCAAAUCAUGAUAUGCUAGCAGAAACAAAUUUUGACGAUGUUGAUACUCUGGACGGCAUUGAACAAGUUUUGAAACAGUAUUUUAACGAAGAGGAGUGUCUACGAUACCUGAAGCCCUUUCAUCGUGUGCUACUCGCCGUCCUUCUUCUGAGAGCAGCGGGAUUCGAAGUCAGGUUGAUUCACUCAAUGCAACCUCUUCCACUUCGGCCUUCCUCUGACGAGUUGUUGAAGAAACCAGUGCAGCCAAAAGAAGAUGAAGGCGACACAGGGAUCACUCCUGCGAAGACAGAUGCCAACGAUGACGAUCCUGACUACGACAGUGAGUCAGAAGCUAAGACCAAGAAGAAGAAGAUAGGAAAGGGAGUAGCUGCAAAGAAGAAGAACAAUGUGAAAUCAAAAGAUGUAGAACCGGGACCGAGUACUUCUUCCAAGAGUAAAGCUCGGAAGACACGACGGAGCUCUAGUGACCAAGAGGACAGAGAUUUCGAGUCGCUCCUUAAUCCAAAGAAGAAUUCUCAGAGUAAGAAAAUUACAAAUUUCCUUCCAGUUGACGAUUGGGUAGAGGUGUAUAUUCCAAGGCGCCAGCGAUGGGUACCUAUAGAUCUUGAGAAGUAUCAAGCUAGUCAGGAUGCUCCAUUUGAGGCAAAAGCAUCAAAACCAAUGCUGUAUGUACUCGGAAUAGAUAACGAUGGUAAAGUGAAAGACGUCACCAGACGUUAUGUCAGUAAAUGGCUUCAAAUGGUUGUGAAGAGCAGAGCUGACAGUGACUGGUUUGAUGAGACCCUUGAACCGUACCGAACCUUUGCCACCGCACGAGAUACGUUGGAGGAUGAUUUGCUGGACAAGCUAGUAGCAAAAAGAUCAUAUCCUGAAAAUGUGUCAGAGUUAAUCAACCACCCAUUGUAUGUGGCAGAAAAGCAUCUAAAGAAGUUUGAGGUCAUUUAUCCUCCUAAUCCUCAUCCUGUUGGAGUCAUCAAAUGCAUCCCGUUUUAUCAACGUUCAGUUGUAACUACAUUACACUCGAGAGAAGCCUGGCUAAAGGAAGCCAAAGUUGUGAAACUAGGUGAAGCCCCUUACAAGUUGGUCAAAGGUAGGCCGAAAAUGGUAAAACAGAGUACUGGGUCAUGGGCGUCUGUACCUAGAGAUCAAGACUUGGAACUUUUUGGAUAUUGGCAAGUUACUGACUACAUGCCUCCAGUAGCAAAGGAUGGAAAAGUUCCACGAAGUGCAUAUGGGAACGUAGAACUGUACAAACCGGAAAUGGUGCCAAAAGGAGCAGUCCAUCUAGUUUUACCAGGACUCGACAAGGUCGCUAAAAAGUUGGAUAUCGACUGUGCACCAGCCCUGACGGGAUUUGAAUUCAGUGGUAUCUCUCGCCCAGUAUUUGAUGGGUUUGUGGUUUGUGAAGAGUUCAAAGAGAUUCUUCUUGAUGCUUGGAACCAGGACCAAGAUGAACAAGUUAGGAAAGCAGAGGAAAAGCGCAGAGCUAGAGUCGUAGGAAACUGGCGAAGGCUAUUUAGAUUAGUUAUUAUUAAGAUACGAUUAGAUAAAAAGUAUAAUUUGGGUGCUUAUAGUUCCUCCGAAUCUCGUGCUAAUCAAUCACAAUCAAGUUCAUUCAAAUCUAACAACGUGACUAAGAGGGCUCCAGCGAAGCGAAAGAAAGAGACUUCUGCCACAAGGUCUUCGUCACCUCCUCCCAAGAAAGGAAGAAAGCUCAAGAAAUGAACCGAAUAUUUUACAAAAUAAGUUAUAAUAAUAUUUAAUAACGACAUGCAUUUAAUUGGGUAUUAACUAAGUAUUAUUCAACCCGAGUGAUUACGAAAUUUAAUUUGACAAGUACUUAGCUUAACCAAUCAUUCAAUAUAAUUUUCUACUUUUUCAAAUGACUACACCUUUUGUACAACUUACACCCUUGUAAGUUAACCGAACAUAUAUGCCAAAUAAAAAUACGAUAUUAUUUUUUAAGAACAAUAAUAUCAUACCAUCGUAAAUAUAGUGGAUAAUUUAUUUUAUUAGCAAGAUUUGGUUUGUUUUGUCGUACAUUCAUUGAGACUUAAUAGCAGUAAUGAAAAAUUACGCUUAUUUGUGUAAGUGAUACUGAUAGUGGUGGCAUUUACGGCUGCAGCUAUAUUUUAGGCAUUUUCUAUUGUAAUUAUUCAAACGCAGCCAAAAAACAUCUCAGUAAAUAAUAUUCUAAAGCAACGGAAUACAUAGCUGGACUACAAUCUCGCUUUUUUCAUCAAACAUACAUUAAUGGACUCCUCCCUCGGGUGACGACAACACAUGAUGAUGAUGAUGCAUUAAAACGAAACCGUAGAUUAAUAAUUAGCAGAAUAAUUACGCUCUACGUACACAAGUAAUAAUAGCAGUAAGAUGAAAACGGAAAGAAAAUAUCAACUUAUUGGCAUACAGUAAAUUAUACUUUAUCCAUACAUACAUUAGCGGACCUAGUAACGCUGUUAUUGGAUGUGUCGUGUGAUUACACGUCGGAUAAACACGUCCCAACAACAAGGAGAAGAGAAAUGUUUUCAGUCAUCAUUCAAGUAGAUUUUUGA